CGCACGUCCAUCUGCUCGUUGUCAUGGAGGAGCAAAGAUGGCGAUACUGGCCUACAGCCUGGGCAAACGGGAAAUAAAUCAGUAUUUUACGAUUAAGAAUGCAAAAUUACUGUCUCUCGUUGCUGUCAUUAUCCUCACUUUGUGCCAUGCAGUCUCUCGGCAUUAUGGAGGCCGGGACACGUGUGAGUGGCUUCUAUCUAAUGGACGGUUCCUAGGAAACAAUGUGUGGCAGCCAUAUGGCUGCAUGAUGCACAAGUACAAAAUUAAUGAAGCGAAAGCUUGCCUCAGCAAUAAGAGGAUAGCAUUCAUCGGGGAUUCUCGAAUUCGUCAGCUUUUCUAUUCUUUCAUUCAGAUCGUCAACCCUGAGACAAGGGAAGAGGGGAACAAGCAUGAAAACAUUCCCUUUGCAGAUAGAGAAUCCUCUGUUAAUGUGGACUUUUUAUGGCAUGCAGAAGUAAAUAAUUCCAUGAAGGAGCAGCUGACAUCAUGGACUGAGAAGCCCUCUUUCAAGCCAGAUGUAAUCAUCGUUGGUGCUGCUACUUGGUCCAUUAAACUGCACAGUGGCAGCAGCGAGUCACUUGUUCAAUACAAAGCAAACCUCACAUCCAUAGCAGCACCAUUGGAAAAAUUAACCGAGCACAGCGAAGUCUUUUGGGUCAUACAGGGUCCUGUCUAUGAAAAGGUCUUGAGCGAAAAUCGUAAGAUGAUCACCAACGAGCUAAUUAACUCGUAUAAUGCGGCAGCAUUUAGCGCCCUGAGCAGCAGCAAGCUGAACACUAAGGCAAGGGUGAAGUUCCUGCAGGCCUCACGGCAAGCUGCCAUGGAGACCAUCACACAAUCAGAAGAUGGCCUGCACCUUCCUGUGAGCGCAAGGAAUGUGGGUGCAAUGGUUCUGAUGAACUCCAUAUGCAACAAGAUCCUGAAGCCUAUCGAUGGUUCGUGUUGUCAGAGUGUUCCUCCACUGAGUGUGCUACAGAAACUGGCUGCUGGACUUUUCUUGGUAGCUGCUGUCUGCUUCCUGGUGUUGCAUGCACUUGGCUACACCGGGCACUGGAAGAGCAAACCCGUGUCUGAUGUUGAGAGCGGAGAGGAAAAGAAACCUCCCUCUGCUGCAUUUCCACUCAUUCUAAAGAAUGUCUUACAAUCCAUCUGCAAGAUGGGUCUCAUCAUGCUUUACUUCUACCUGUGUGACCGUGCAGACAUCUUUAUGAAGGAGCAGAAGUUCUACACGAACGCAACCUUCUUCAUCCCACUCAUCUAUAUAUUUAUGCUGGGGUUUUUCUACAAUGAGAAUACUAAAGAGACCAAGCUGCUGAACAGAGAACAGACUGAUGAAUGGAAGGGCUGGAUGCAGCUGGUUAUACUCGUCUAUCAUAUAUCUGGUGCCAGUGCUUUCAUACCUGUGUACAUGCAUGUCCGUGUCCUGGUGGCAGCUUAUCUCUUCCAGACUGGAUAUGGCCACUUCUCAUUCUUCUGGUUAAAGGGUGACUUUGGACUCUACAGAGUGUGCCAGGUUCUCUUUAGACUCAAUUUCCUGGUGAUGGUUCUCUGCCUUGUGAUGGACAGAUCAUACCAGUUCUACUACUUUGUGCCACUGGUUACCUUUUGGUUUGUGAUCAUUUAUGCCACAAUGGCCAUGUGUCCACAGAUUCUUCAGAUAAAAGCCAAUGGCAGCAGUUUCUGGCACCUGAUCCUUUUACUGAAGCUGUUGGGGUUGCUUCUUUUCAUUUGCUUCUUUGCAUACUCCCAGGGUUUUUUUGAGAGCAUUUUCUCAGUGUGGCCUCUUUCCAAGCUCUUUGAACUACAAGGAAGUGUCCAUGAGUGGUGGUUCAGGUGGAAGCUAGAUAGAUUUGCUGUAAUCAAUGGCAUGCUGUUCGCCUUUAUUUACCUGGUAUUGCAGAAAUAUCAGAUUCUAUCAGAGGGGAAAGGCGAGCCACUCUUCUCCACCAAGAUUUCCAACUGCUUGCUUUUUGUAUCAGUGGUUUCCUUCAUAACAUACUCCAUAUGGGCGAGUAGCUGUAAAGAUAAGACUAAAUGCAAUGAGAUGCAUCCCUACAUAUCUGUGGUGCAGAUUCUUGCGUUUGUUCUCAUCAGGAACAUUCCUGGUUACGCCCGUUCUUUGUAUAGCUCCUUUUUUGCAUGGUUUGGCAAAAUCUCAUUAGAGCUCUUCAUCUGUCAGUACCACAUCUGGCUGGCAGCUGACACCAAAGGCAUCUUAGUCCUUAUUCCCGGAAUCCCCUCCCUUAACAUCAUCAUCAGCACCUUCAUCUUUGUGUGUGUCGCUCAUGAGAUCUCGCAGAUCACCAAUGACCUGGCCCAGGUAGCAAUACCUAAAGACAGUGGCACUUUGCUUAAGAGACUGCUGGUGACUGGACUCUUCAUGGGACUUGUUCUCAUGCUGUCUAACAGCAGCUGGGCCUGAGACUGAAGGAGCUUAGUGUACUCUGAGUGAGUUAAAUCACUGGAACACGUCCUGAUUCAAAUUGCAUUUUAGGAACAGACCCUUUGCUGGCACAGUGCUGCUCACUGAAUACAAGCUGGGAAUCAUGUCUCAUUAGGACAGUAAAGCCCAGGAUGCAGUUCUGACUUUAUGAAGACAGUGAACACACAUUUUUUCAGAAUGUAUGCGGUGCUUAUUGACUCCUGCAGAACGUUUGCUCACUGACUGACGUUUUAAACGAGUUAAUCUGACGCGUCACAGGGACGUCUAUUCCGCCCAAGUUUUGUAAAGUAUUUAAUGAUUUAAAUUAAGUUUAUGUUGUACAGUCAUGUCGCCUUAAUGUCCUGUCUGUUGUUUUUAGGUUUUGGGGUUUAUUUUUGUUUUUUUUUUGGAAUGUUUGGAAUGCCCCAGUUGAUAAAAGAUGAAUAGUUUUGUGAUUCACAUUUCAUGCAGUACACGGGCCAACAGACUCUAUUGUCACUAUUCAGUGAAGUACCGUGUCAACAACCACUAUUGUUAAUGUUUCUAUAUUUUUAAUGAAUCCUUUCAGCAGAUCUUAAUUCUCCUAAAUCUCAACCAGCGUAUCCAUAGCUUAUUAAUGAGUGCAACAAAAAAAACAUUCAUUAGUAUUAAUUCAUCCAAUUAAGGCUUUAGAGGUAUUAAAAAUUCUGGAUUAUUUAUUUAUAUUUGCUAAUUUAAUAAAUCUGAAUAUAUAAAAGCUAUCAAUGGUCUUUAGAAGACCAGAUCUAUUUAUCUGGAUACUUUUGUGUACUACCCUUACAUAAAAUUACAUUUACUAUUAUUACUGAAGUAUAUUGUGGUUACAUCCUAGAAUCUUGGUGUCUUUGAUGUACUUUUAUGUGUAAAUAAAUGAGUUCAUUAUCUGAAGUACGUUCAGGCGUAAUAACGCUUUCAGACAUUUGAACCUUCGACUGGUA
Molecule: messenger RNA, 3378 nt
Organism: Tachysurus vachellii
Lineage: Eukaryota; Metazoa; Chordata; Actinopteri; Siluriformes; Bagridae
Gene: casd1
Product: CAS1 domain containing 1
Exons: 18
Coding region: 38-2422 (794 amino acids)
Cellular component (GO): Golgi membrane
Molecular function (GO): N-acetylneuraminate 9-O-acetyltransferase activity
Source: RefSeq, a predicted model, not a curated record